Messenger RNA from Otolemur garnettii (small-eared galago), 879 nucleotides. RefSeq names its product tripartite motif-containing protein 43-like. The coding region runs from base 1 to 879 and encodes 292 amino acids. Gene Ontology annotation, molecular function: zinc ion binding. The record is from RefSeq and is a predicted model, not a curated record. The transcript is spliced from 6 exons. NCBI's taxonomy places the organism in Eukaryota, Metazoa, Chordata, Mammalia, Primates, Galagidae.
AUGGACCUAGAUAUACUGCAAGUCUUCCAGAGGGAAAUCACCUGUGCCAUCUGCCUAAAUUACUUCAUAGACCCAGUCACCAUAGGAUGUGGACACAGCUUUUGCAGACCCUGCCUCUAUCUCUCCUGGGAAGGAGCCCCAAAUCCUACUCAGUGCCCAGAGUGCAGAGAACCAUCACAGCAGAGGAAGUUCAAAACCAAUAUUGUUCUGAAGAAUUUGGUGUCCCUUGCCAGAAAAACCAGUCUCUGGCAAUUCCUGAGCUCUGAGGAACAAAUGUGUGGAACACACAAGGAGAAGAAGAAGAUGUUCUGUGAAGUGGACAGGAGCCUGCUGUGUUUGUUCUGCUCUAACUCCCAGGAGCACGGGGCUCACAGACACUGCCCCAUUGAAAGGGCAGCUGAGGACCAGCAGGAUAAACUUGAAAAGCAAAUGAGAUCUUUAUGGGACAAGAUCCAGGAAAAUAAGAGAAACCUCAAGGAAGAACAAAUAAUGGUUAACCAUUGGAUGGAAUACACACUACUAGUGAGAAAAAUGACUAGGACUGAAUAUGCGGAACUUCACCCAGUACUCUAUAAGGAAGAAGAAAAACAUUUGGAGGAACUGGAAAGGGAGAGUUGGAAUAUCCUUGAGCAACUCAAGAGAAGUGUGGCCCAAAUAAAUCAGAAGCAGAAACAACUAAAGGAAAUGCACAAGGAACUGCAGGGCCUGUGCCAUAAACCAGAUGAGGAGCUCCUCCAGGAUUCGAGAGACCUACUGAUGAGGAGCGAGUCUGUGCAGCUGCACAUGCCCCGUCCUGUGCGGCCAGAGCUCAGUGUCAGAGCCAUCACUGGACUGAUGGACAGAUACAGCCGCUACCGAGGAGAGAAAGUAAUGCUGUGA